UCCUUCCGCGGGUUAUAUCAGAUGUAAGCGUGUGUGUAGGGUAGUUCUUUAGGACCUUAUCUUUAUUUAAUAAAUUAAUUAAAUCUCGAGAACUCCCUAGCCUUAUUAAUACGUCUUGUUUUGUUUAGAAUUAUGGGCAAUGCAGUGCAUGCAUCCACUCCCAGGGAUGAUGUAUUUGCUGAGCCUGAAACGACACAAUCGCAAGAGCGUCCGAACGUCGAAGGCCCUGGAACUGUCGAGAACAUUCACAAUAAAGCCCAUGACAUAUUCCCCGUGCCUUUUGAGGGUGGUAGACUAGUUGUUAAUAAGGGGCUUUCCCCCAACUUUCAAGUAAACCACUCUGUUUCACUAAAUUCUGAUGAACAAUCGGGUUACCGUUUCGGUGUUACGUAUGUCGGGCACAACAAAGUUUCAGAUACAGAAAGUUAUCCGGUUUUGAUGAGUGAACUUCAGCCCAACGGGAAUAUGCAGGCCCAAAUAAUUCAUCGAAUGUUUCCUUCAGUAUAUGUUCGCUAUAUCGCUCAGCUCCAACGUCACCGCUUUGGGGGACAACAAGCUUGUGUAGAGUAUCGCAAACCGAAAGUUCAAGCGUCUUUAACUCUUAUUAAUCCUGAUAUUGGUCGUGGUCAGUGCAUGGCUGCACUAGAUGUAAUGCGCCAAAUCACAAAACGAUUAGCUCUUGGAAGUGCUUUCUUUUAUCAGUGCUCUCCCCAGCUACCUGCAGGGCAAGACGGUGUUUUUAGCUUUGGUGCGAAGUACACAUCUUCACAUUGGCAAGGUGCUGCGACUAUCCGACCUUGGCAAAGUUCGUUUCACAGUAGUUUCCAUGUUCAAGUUGACGAUAAUCUUCAGUUGGCAGCAGAGUUUGAAUCAAAUUAUCAACAACAAUCAAAUACUACAACUUUAGGUUACAAGUAUGAAAUUCCCAAAGCAAAUGUCACCUUUAAAGCACAAAUGGACUCUAACUGGAAUAUAGCUUCCUCUUUAGAAAAAAAAUUAACUCCAUUUCCUUUCACAUUUUCUCUGUGUGCAAUGUGCAACCAAGUAAAAGCCAAAUACUCUUUUGGCAUUGGACUUAUGGUUGGUUAGGAUUUUCAUGUUAUUGUUUUGUGCAUAUGCCCGGCUUUUCCCCUCUAAAUGCACAAUUUAGCUGCUAGAUAAUCUUCAAGUUCAUGUAACCUUGCUGAUCGUUUCUGUAUAUAGCCGAUUAUUUAUUCCAAUAUGUAAUCAUUAGCUUGUAAUACAAGCCCUAAUUUUGCAGCUGUAUUUCCGAGUGAGAUUAUGCUUGUUAUAAUUAACAUUAGUCAACCAGUCAUGUUUUGUGAAUAAAAUUAAUACCUUUGUAAGUA
Molecule: messenger RNA, 1349 nt
Organism: Schistosoma bovis
Lineage: Eukaryota; Metazoa; Platyhelminthes; Trematoda; Strigeidida; Schistosomatidae
Source: the annotation of a GenBank genome assembly